Molecule: messenger RNA, 863 nt
Organism: Anopheles marshallii
Lineage: Eukaryota; Metazoa; Arthropoda; Insecta; Diptera; Culicidae
Product: antigen 5 like allergen Cul n 1-like
Exons: 6
Coding region: 57-863 (268 amino acids)
Source: RefSeq, a predicted model, not a curated record
UGCUCCUCUUCUGUUUCCAAUGUGUUUCGAAGGGGAGAUUUAAUUUUACAAUAAAAAUGUCUUCAGUGCCAGUACGAAGGAUAACGGCGUGUGCAGUGUUGUUGGUGGGACUUAUUAGUCAAACUAGUGGCCAGACGGAUUAUUGUGAUCCUACGCUUUGUAAAAACAACCUAGUGCAUGUGGGAUGUGGCAAGAACGAUAACUACGGUCCAUACUGUCCGGUCGAUCGGCAGCUGGUGCCCAUCACGGAGGAGGUGAAGACUUACAUACUGGACCUCCACAAUGUGUUCCGUGCCAAUGUUGCGCGUGGCGAGGUGACCAACUAUGCAUCGGCAUCCCGGAUGCCAACGCUGAUCUGGGAUGAGGAGCUACAGAAGUUAGCUGAAUAUAAUGUUAAAACCUGCAUCUACGGACAUGAUUACUGUCGCAACACGAAGCUGUUCCCGCUGGUGGGGCAAAACAUUGCUGCUAACUCGUUCUACGGCAUGGAAGUAACGCCACUCGAUACGAUGACCGAGCUCCUGUACAGUUGGUACGCCGAGAACGAGAAUGCCAAUCAGGAUUACAUCGAUUCCUACCCGCUACUCGGCCAAGAUCCACCGAAAGAUAUUGGACACUUCACACAGAUUGUGAUGGAUAAGGCAACAGCGGUCGGGUGCGCCAUGAUACAGUACACACAGAACGAGCAGGGACACGACUGGGUACAUCAGAACUACGUCUGCAACUACUCGAACUCGAUCGCCCGUGGCCAUCCGGUGUACGUGAAGGGUAAUCCGUGCGAGCUGUGCGUGACGGGUUGUAGCACCGACUACCCGGGGCUCUGUAACGCUGGCGAACCGGUGCAACCUACGGCCGCAUGGUGA